CUUGGUAAUUUUUCUCAUAUCAAAGUUAAAGCAAGGUAUGCAGCAAGAAUUGGACAAUGCUUUUCACACACGUAUGAAGGCAUCUCAAAAGAGUAUGAAAUUAUUCCAGACAUUACCAGAAACAAUUAUGUGUUUACAGAUGGUGUAGGAAGAAUAUCACUAGAAUUUGCUGUAGAAUUAACCAAGAAAUUCCAAAUCUCAUUUGCUGGCAAAGAAUACAUACCAUCAGCAUUCCAAUUUCGUAUGGGAGGGUUGAAGGGAGUUGUUGUUGUAGAUCCUGAUAUUCAUUUAUAUUCAGAUUUGGAUCUUCUCCUAUCUAAGAGUCAGGAAAAGUUCAUAGAUUCCUCCAGUAGCGAGUUUGAACUGAUUACUUACUCGAAAAGAAAUAGAUUUGCUAGUUUGAAUAGACAAUUGAUUGCUUUAUUGAGUUCCAAUAAGGUAUCAGAUUCGGUAUUUUUACAACUACUCGAUAGAGAUCUUGAAGAAAUCAAAAAGUUAUUUAAUGAUAAGAAGUAUAUGAGGAGAGUGUUGAGAAAAUCACAAGAUAAUAUCGUUGGAAAGAAUAUGAAGAAAGUGGCCUCUCUCAACUAUUUGGAUUCUCAAUACGACUUUUCUAAAGUUGUGCAAUCGGGAGAGGACAUUAAAUUCUUUUACCAAAUAGAACCAAAUGGUAGAAUUAUUCUUGACAAGGCUCUUUUAUUGAUGGGAGUUGUGGACUUUUAUGGAGUGUUGGAAGAGGAUGAAGUAUUUAUCCAACUUUCUGAAUUGGAAAACUCUGACUCUGAUCUUUAUGAUGACAAUUGUUUUGUGAAUGGUGGCACUUUGAGUGGAACUGUAGCAAUUACAAGAUCACCAUGCCUUCACCCUGGUGACAUUAGAAAGUUCAAAGCUGUUACAGAUCCAGAAAAGAUUAGCAAAUUAUCACACCUUAGAGAUGUAAUUGUAUUCAGCCAAAAAGGCAAUAGACCUGCAGCUAACAAAAUGAGUGGAGGCGACUAUGACGGCGACUUUUUCCAAGUAUUUUGGGAUCCACUCCUAGUUAAUUUUGAGGAAUAUCCCCCAAUGAAUUAUGAGGGACUUCCACCUGAAGAAAAGCACGACGGAUGUGACUAUCGAGUUAUUAGAGAAUUCUUAACAGAGUACAUUAUUAAUGACAACCUUGGUGUUGUUGCAUUCUUGCAUUUGGAACAUUACGAUAAGGAGGGGGAUGGGCUAAGAAGUGAACCUUGUUUGAAAUUGGCCAAACACCACAGUUAUCAAGUUGACUAUGCCAAAACUGGUGUCAGAAAACCACUUCCUACUGAACUUUUCUCCAACAGUAGACCUCACUAUAUGCCAAGAGUUUUUGGUAAGAAAACAUAUCACUCUGAAGAUGUUAUUGGAAGUAUUUAU
Molecule: messenger RNA, 1392 nt
Organism: Naegleria gruberi
Lineage: Eukaryota; Heterolobosea; Eutetramitea; Acrasida; Naegleriidae
Exons: 2
Biological process (GO): siRNA processing
Cellular component (GO): nuclear RNA-directed RNA polymerase complex
Molecular function (GO): RNA-directed RNA polymerase activity
Source: RefSeq, a predicted model, not a curated record